AAAUGUCAAACCUCAACCGUCCUCUCCUCCUCACCUCUUGGAAUCUUUAAACCUAGAACUGAAAAAAUAAUAAAAGAAAAGAGAAAGUGGUGGCGAGAUCGCUCUUCGAUCUGCAACGCCGACUCUAGCAAACGCCUUCAAACGGAAUGGCGAGUCCCUCGCCGCCGGUGGCGGCGGCGCUGAAGGCGGUGACCCUGACCCACGUCCGGUACCGGCGGGGCGACUCGCUGGGCCACUUCCUGGCCUGGGUCUCCUUGAUCCCGGUGUUCAUAAGCCUGGGGGGUUUCGUGACCCACUUCAUCUUCCGGCGGGAGCUCCAGGGCUUGUGCUUCGCGGUGGGCCUCCUCGUGUCGCAGGUCCUCAGCGAGCUCAUCAAGACCUCCGUCCAGCAGUCCCGCCCGGCCACCUGCGCCGCCCUCGAGAUGUGCGACUCCCACGGUUGGCCCUCCUCCCACUCCCAGUACAUGUUCUUCUGCGCCGCCUACCUCACCCUCCUCUGCUACAAAGGCGUCGUCGGCGCCUCCUCCCCCCACUCCCGGCUCUUCUUUGCCGUCCUCCCGUGGCCCCCGGCGGUGCUCACCAUGUACUCCAGGGUUUACCUGGGCUACCACACCGUCGCCCAGGUGUUCGCGGGGGCGACGAUAGGGCUGGUGCUCGGGGUGGGGUGGUUCUGGAUCGUGAACGGUAUACUGGUGGACUAUUUCCCCGCGAUCGAGGAGAGUGCGGUGGGGAGGUUCUUGUACAUCAAGGACACGUCGCAUAUACCGGAUGUGCUCCAGUUUGAGUAUGAUAAUGCGAGGGCUGCUCGGAAGAAGCUGGCUCAGGAUUGAUGCUGUUACUCUAUCUGAUGACAUAUCAAUUGGUGAUAAGGAGCAUGGUCUAAUCUAGCUAAUGCAGCAGUCUUGGCACUAAGCUCAUGCUGCACGCAUGGCCUGAGUAUUUACAGGCAUGCAGAAGAGAGCUGGGGAUUGGUGUCUAUAUAUCAGGAUCUUGUGACUGGCAGUCCAAAUGGCUUUGAUUUGUUAUUAUUUAAGACUUGAUGGUCGGAUAGCCAAACACAUUGUUACAAUAUUUAACUUUGUGGUCCACAUUUUAAGGACUGCCCUUAGGUUUACAUAUUACAUUAUUCUUUGUCAUUAUAUCCAUUGAUCUUUACUGGAACCCAAAUUUUGCGGUACUUCCAGUUUGGACAGAAAACUUCAAACUAAUCCAUUCUGGUCUCUAA
This is a messenger RNA of Phoenix dactylifera (date palm), 1225 nucleotides long. NCBI's taxonomy places the organism in Eukaryota, Viridiplantae, Streptophyta, Magnoliopsida, Arecales, Arecaceae. The record is from RefSeq and is a predicted model, not a curated record.